Messenger RNA from Liolophura sinensis, 2473 nucleotides. RefSeq lists its product as uncharacterized. The record is from RefSeq and is a predicted model, not a curated record. The transcript has 5 exons. NCBI's taxonomy places the organism in Eukaryota, Metazoa, Mollusca, Polyplacophora, Chitonida, Chitonidae. Bases 63 to 2111 code for a protein of 682 amino acids.
UUCGUCACUGUCUGCCCGUAACCGCAGUGAUUCUUGACAGUUUUGUGACGGAUACCGUCAUUAUGACGUCAGUAAACCAUACGCGCACAGCUGCCAUGAAGCGCCUCUUAGGUGAUCUUAGGGAACUCAAAGAAUCUGCUAUUUCGGGAAUUUCAGCCAUUCCUCUCGAGGACAACCUAUUCGAGUGGCACUGUAACAUAAUCUGCAAUGAUGUACCCUUUCAUGUUAUUCUUUUCAUCCCAGAACAGUACCCUUUUAAACCACCGUCUGCAGACUUUUUGCCUUUCGGUCUGACCAGUCCAUAUGGUGCAUACAAAACAGGCACAAAGGGUAUGAACUUUUGCCUUUCCAUAUUAUCAGACUAUGAAAAUUAUCACAACGAAUGGAGGGAUGAACAAGGAUUCAACUGGAGCCCAAGCUACACAAUCCAAACCAUUCUCAUAAACAUAGCAUCGUUUUUGUCCCAAUACAAUGCAGGGGAGAAGGGCACCAACCGUGAACUGUUAACCGACCCGAAAUUAAAAUGUGAAGAUUGUGGCCAUACAACAGAGACACCAUUCCCUCCUCUGCUGGAACCCGUGACUACAGACUCUGCCGGUGCUUCCACAUCGUCCUGUUCACCUCCAUGUCUGCCGGCCAUAACGUGCUAUGUAUCACGACAACGAUACGACGCCAACAGCAGACCGGAGUCAACCGACGAUAUCUAUGGCUUUGGGUUAGACUAUCACGGCCCAAACAAACGCAAAUUUUGGUCGUCUCCAUGUGAGGUGCUAACGCUCAAAGCCUUUAAGAACAUGAAAGAGGCAAACUAUGUACGCAGUUCUACCAAUGAAGAGAUAACUCACUUUUUGCCACUGGUGAUAAACGAGAAUCAGGCAGACUGUAUUCAGGAGGAGUUUGAAAACUCUUUAAAGACCAUAUUCCAAGACUUGAGUUUACACUUGAGAAUUAGCAAAAAGCCAAAGAUAGAGGAAUGGGUCGUGGAUUUCCUUCCAAAUGUUAUGGCCACAACUAUAGAAGACUUUUGUGGAGCUCUGGAGGGCAGUGGCACUUUGCUGGCGGGGUUUUUCCAGUUACAUCGGCUGUUUCUAUGGGCGGUGAACACGUAUCCUAGCCUGCAGGAUAUGAUUGACCAGAAAAUACAGGCAUUCCUCGAUGACCCUUUGACCCGACAUAAGGCGCGCUGUCCUUAUCUUGAAGAAUGGCUUAUGCUGCUGACAGUGACUUCAAAGUUUAGCUGGCGUAAUGUUUCCUGCGUCUUCUUGUCAGAGGCUCGGCGCAGAAACGUGCUGCAACUGGUGCAGGAGAAUCAUCGCUUAGGUGAUUCAAGCGAGGAUAAAAGCUACUUACUAGAGAAUACUUUUAACAUGACAAACAAGGAAAAACGGCGACUUAUUGUACAGGUUGCUUUCAUAAACGUUGCGCGACCAAGUGGCUUAAGCAUGGAGGAGAUUGUUCAGCGUCUUGACAACAAUUUGGGAUUUCCCUCAACUGAAAUGGAAGCCGAAAUAAGACAUGCACUAAAAAUGUGUCGUGACGUCAAAACGUAUUCCGAUUGGUAUAUGAUGUUGAAACUAGAGACACCCUCUGAGGAAACCAUUCACCGUCAGCUCCUUGAUGCCGUCGAGUACGCCAUUAGAACCACUGGUUAUCACUCCAAAUCUCGCGCAAAGUCCAAUGGCUGGAGUCGGUUGAUUGAAAAGAGAAAGCGACAACAGAAAAAGGCUAAAAAAGAGGCCAAAGAGCUCAACAGAAACGUCAGUGUAACCUGUGAAUUCGCCCCGAAACAUGUGUGGCAAGCCCUACUAGAGGAAAGGACGGAGAGACUGAAAAAAGCAAUCAGUGACGUUUGUCCUGACUUUAGAGAUAGGUCCCUGAAGGCAGCCUGCGCUUUAGAGCACGUCGAGGCCAUGGACGUUGAUGGUAGUGAACAACAGGACAAAAACGAAGGCCAAGGAAAUGGUUUUCUAGAGGAUGAUAGGCCAAACCUAAGACCGGAACUUAGUUUGAAGAGGUUAAGAUCCUUUAAGGAAAUGAGACAUUCGGAGUUAUUCCAUGGAACUGUGUCAGUGGGCAGACCGAGAAGAAUUAUGUCUUGCCUGAGAUUUUAGGCAGCGACAUAAAUGGGGAGUGCAAUGUUACCUGUACUCUGUAAUGCCAUUACCUGGUUAACAAUAACAAUGGCCGUACAGUGACAUUAAAGGGGAGUGCAAUGUUACCUGUACUCUGUAAUGCCAUUACCUGGUUAACAAUAACAAUGCACAAAUGACCCGUCCCAUUUACACGGAGUAGAAAUCUUAAUAACAAUGCUAUUGUUGUACAUAUCAUUGAAAGAUCUCCAUGUAUUUUUGAUACAUUCUGAUGAUUGUGUGUCAAGUUCUAAUCACCAAAACCCAGUGCUAUUCAUGAAAUGUAAUAUAUACAAAUGCAAAUGUUUCAUAUAAUAAAAACAUCCGUCAUUGCUUAUUAUCAA